Molecule: messenger RNA, 3878 nt
Organism: Grammomys surdaster
Lineage: Eukaryota; Metazoa; Chordata; Mammalia; Rodentia; Muridae
Gene: Polr3d
Product: RNA polymerase III subunit D
Exons: 9
Coding region: 145-1341 (398 amino acids)
Biological process (GO): transcription by RNA polymerase III
Cellular component (GO): RNA polymerase III complex
Molecular function (GO): DNA binding
Source: RefSeq, a predicted model, not a curated record
GAUGUCACUUCCGCCCCAGGGUAAGAUGGCAGCGCCCGGUCCUUGCCACGCAGACUUCCGCCUUGCCGGGAGACCGGCGGCCGGUGGUUGUUCUCGUCGGAGGUGAAGUCGUGACACUCGGCGCAGAGCCUCAACGCAGGAACCAUGUCGGAAGGGAACGCCUCGGGCGAGCCCAGCAACCCUGGAGGGCCGCGACCCCUUCUCUCUGGGGGCCGGGGGCUGAUUGGCCGGCGGCCCGCACCCCCGCUUACGCCGGGUCGCCUUCCCUCCAUCCGCUCUCGGGACCUCACCCUUGGCGGAGUCAAGAAGAAAACCUUCACCCCAAAUAUCAUCAGUCGGAAGAUCAAAGAAGAACCAAAAGAAGAAGUAACUAUGAAGAAGGAAAAGCGUGAACGGGACAGAGACCGCCAGCGUGAGGGCCAUGGACGGGGACGUGGCCGUCCAGAAGUGAUCCAGUCCCAUUCUAUCUUUGAGCAGGGUCCAGCAGAAAUGAUGAAAAAAAAAGGGAACUGGGAUAAGACAGUGGACAUGUCAGACAUGGGACCUUCUCAUAUCAUCAACAUCAAGAAAGAGAAGAGAGAAACCGAUGAAGAAACCAAGCAGAUCCUGCGCAUGCUGGAGAAGGAUGAUUUCAUCGAUGACCCAGGGCUAAAGAAUGACACACGGAACAUGCCAGUGCAGCUGCCACUGGCUCAUUCAGGGUGGCUUUUUAAGGAGGAGAGUGAAGAGCCAGAUGUUAAGCCUUUUUCGGCUGGCCCCAAGGAAGAAGACAUGGAAGUGGAUGCGCCUGCUGUCAAAGUGAAAGAGGAGCCACGGGAUGAGGAAGAGGAGGCCAAGGUGAAAGCCCCUCCAAGAGCAGCCAGGAAGACCCCUGGUCUCCCGAAGGACGUGUCUGUUGCAGAGCUGCUCAGGGAGUUGAGCCUCAUGAAGGACGAAGAGCUGCUGUUCCUUCAGCUGCCUGAUACCCUUCCUGGGCAGCCGCCCACUCAGGAUGUCAAGCCUGUCAAGACAGAGGUGCAGGGCGAGGAUGGACAGACGGUAGUCAUAAAGCAGGAGAAAGACCGGGAAGCCAGGCUAGCAGAGAAUGCUUGUACCUUGGCUGACCUGACAGAGGGUCAAGUGGGCAAGCUGCUCAUCCGAAAAUCAGGGAAGGUGCAGCUCCUCCUGGGCAAGGUGACUCUGGAUGUGACCAUGGGAACAACCUGUUCUUUCCUUCAGGAACUGGUAUCUGUGGGCCUUGGAGACAGCAGGACAGGGGAGAUGACAGUCCUGGGACAUGUGAAGCACAAACUUGUAUGUUCUCCUGAUUUUGAAUCUCUCUUGGAUCACAAACACCGGUGAAAUGGACAGAUGGAGAAGGAUGGUGACUGUGCCAUGACUGCACGUGUUCUCACGCAGCCUAGAAGGGGCCUUCUUAGCACAGCCAUUGCAACCUUUGGCAGCUGUAGUCCCAGUUUCCUCCGACUAGGGCUGGUGCUGCCCCCUCACCCCAGCAGCUGUGAAUGGGCCUUCACACAGCAUGAGUAUGGAAGACAUCUUCACCUCUGGGAACUUGACCCUGCUAUUUAUUUUUUUAUUUAUGUCUUAAUCCUCAGCUGACUGCGUUCUCCCAGAGAAGGAUGGGGCAGGCUUCUUUUUGGGGAACCAUGGGCUACAGGGAUGGGAAGGGGAGGGGCUCGAGUGGGUAGGAAAGAACAGGGAUGGGAUGGAAUGGAACUCGAGACGUAAGACUCAGUCCUAGCUCACUGGUUUCUAGUUCUGGGUCCUUGAACAAACUACCUAACCUAAGCCUCAUAUUCCUCACUCGGCAAACAUGAGGAUAAUACCUACCUCACAGGGUUGGUGUGAGGAUCAAAUGGAGUGUUGUAGAUGAGAACUCCUUGCACAAGAUCAGGCAUACAUUAUAUAAGGGUGUGUGUGUGUAUACACAUACAUACAUGUGUAUAUAUAUAUACACGUGUACAUACCCAUAGGCUUUCAAUAAAUGUUAGUUUUCCUUUCCUUUGCUCGAGUCUAUUUCCAAACAAAUGAACAUUAUACUCUGAAGAAGUCAGUGGUUCUGUUCACAUCCCUACUUUUGUGACUCCAUUGCUUUUUUUUUUUUUUUAACUAUUUCAGUGCUGAACCUGAGACCUGGAGCAUGCUAGGCAAGUGCUCUACCUCUGAGCCAUAAACCCCAGCUCUCAUUCAUCCUUGCUCUGCAUCCCAUUUCCACCCUGGACUGAAGGAAUGAAUGAAUGAAUGUUCGUGUCAGCUCUUCUGCAACUUCUAUCCCUGUCUUAGCCACCUGCUUCCUGUUGGCGUUUCUGUUGGAGGAAGUUAGAGGAGCCGUAUGGGUAGCCUUAUGGCACCCUGAAGGGGCCUUUAGGUGAUGCAGUAGGAGGACCCUUACUUGUUCACCCUCUCCUGCAAAGAGUGGCCAGUAUACUAACUCCUGGUCAAGAGAAACAUCUGGUCAGAAUUCUCGCUACACCUCAUCCAGUGGUACUUAAAAGAACAGCCUUGGUGAGAUUGGGGUUGACACUCGAUGGCAUGCUCCUACUUUAGAGGCUUGGUGCUUGAGCUGUUCUCUUCUGCCUCCUAGCGUCACUAGGUUACCAUGUCAUGCCUGGGUCCCACUGCCAUGCCUAUUACUUCCUUCACUGGGGAUCAUUGUGCUGCCCACGAUGCCUGGGAGAACAUCCUAGUCAGCAGGGCUGAAGCAUUUUCAAGUUGGAGGAAAGACACACCCUAGCGUGUGGCAUCUACAGUGAUGAAGCCCAGACUCAUUGAGGACUGCCAAGUUGUUCUAGAACCAUUAGAUACUUCUUGCAGUCUUUCUUCUAGUCUGGUUUAUUGAGCACAACUGGGGCUUUUCCUACAGAGCCUCUCUGGCUACCCAACCAGGUACCGUGAAGAGAUGGGAUAGUGACUACGUUUCUUGGAACCAGAAGCUCAUAUUCUGUCAGGGAGUGCUAUUUCUGUAUCUCAUCAUGGAGAACAGGAGAGGAAGGGGUUCCCUGGGAGUGUAUGCCAUGUAUGCUAUGGAAAUCCUGUCGGGUCUAAGGCAACUUUGAUUAGCUCUGGGCUCCAGCCCUUUAUGCUUUUAAAUAGCUGAUGUACUGCCUUUGGGUGUCUGUAGGAUCCUCUGUGUUCUCAUCUACAACCCCCUGCUUUUUUUCCCCCCUUUUUGGAGUCUCCUUGUAUCUAAAGAUGUUUUGUAUUUUGCAAUCCAUAGUUCUUUGUGAUUUUUAAAGUGGUGGUUGUUUUGGUUUUUUGUUUUGUCUUUUUCUUAAGUGAGACAAUAUCUCUGUGAGCUCAGUCUGGCCUCAAAGUUUCAACCCUGACCUGGCCUCCUGAGUACUUUAAUUAUAGGCAUGCACCAACCGUGGACAGAAACCCUUGGAUUCUUUGAGCCUUCCAAGAAGAUGCUUGUACCACCUUCUCACUCACUUCACCAUUUAAAAUGCCUUUACAGUGAAGCUUUCGACUGUGUUAGUUCUCACCACCUGUCUCCAGGUCCCAGAUCCACAAGUUAGCUCACUGGUAGGAGGCUGAGAAAGUGAGGCCAGUCUGCUUCCUUGGCUGAGCCUCUGAAGGGAAGCAUCCAUGUCUACCAACAAAUAUGUGCAAAUAACGGGGGGUGGGGAGGCAGUUGAUACAAGGGUGCAAAUGAAUGCAAAUAUAUUACUACCUGCAUCUGUGUGUACAUAUAUUGUGUUAGAAACGAAAAGAACUAAAGACUUGUUCAUUUCUUUGUGUAAAGCAGCUCUGUAGGCUUCAGUCAGGCUUGGGAAUGACAUCAAUUCCACAAGUAACCUUGGAGAGAGGAAAAAGUCAACUUGUUCUCCCUCAGUUUGUUUUUUCUUAUUUUUUUUAAAAAGAAUGUUAUCACCACA